Lacerta agilis (Sand lizard) is the source of this 963-nucleotide messenger RNA. It is a transcript of the gene RAB42, whose product is annotated as RAB42, member RAS oncogene family. Lineage: Eukaryota; Metazoa; Chordata; Lepidosauria; Squamata; Lacertidae. Gene Ontology annotation, biological process: protein secretion; regulation of exocytosis. Bases 64 to 750 code for a protein of 228 amino acids. Gene Ontology annotation, molecular function: GTP binding; GTPase activity. The record is from RefSeq and is a predicted model, not a curated record. The transcript has 2 exons.
UCUCCUGAGCACUGCCCUGGGUGAAGGCUUCUGUUCCGCUGCUCCUCUGAUCCUCCUUCCACCAUGGAAGCAGCUCCUGAGAUGGAAUUGGUGCAAACGCCUCCGGCCCGUAACCUGAACGGCAACUGGCACUACCAAUUCCGCAUCCUUCUGCUGGGCGACUCCAUGGUGGGCAAAACGUCUCUGCUCAGAUGCUACACGGAGGGGUGCUUCGUUCCAUCCCCAUGCCCCACGGUGGGCGUGGAGUUCUACAGCAAGAUGAUGGAGCUGCCCCCAGGCAUCAAGGUGAAGCUACAACUUUGGGACACGGCUGGCCAAGAGAGGUUCAGGUGCAUCACCAGAUCCUUCUACCGGAACGCAGUCGGUGUUCUCUUGGUCUUCGAUAUGACCAACCGGAGGUCCUUUGAGAGCAUCUUUGAUUGGUACCAUGAAGUGACCAGUGUUAUGGAGAAGGUUGUCUUCCUCUUGGUCGGCCACAAAAGUGACCUUCAGUCAAUGAACAGAGUCACAGUUGAAGAAGCAGAGGGACUGGCCAUUUCUUUGGGCACACAAUUUAUUGAAACGUCUGCCAAGGACAACCUCAAUAUAGAUUUGGCUUUUGCAACCAUCACCAAUGCUAUCUACGACGCUCUGAGAAACAAGGAGAUUGACCUGCAGGAAGGGUGGGAUGGUGUGAAGGUGAUUCAUAAGAAGAGAACUAGCGGUCUUCAGAGAAGGAAGAAGGCCCCGCAAGAAAAAUGCAAUUGCUAACCAAAGUCAAGGAGUGAGACGUGGUUGGAAGGGGGCAGUGGGUGGGCUCUAAAGAGGAGAUAUGAGCAGAACUCUUUCAUAGCCAAGGUUCUGAGAUGCAAGCUACAGAGGACCUAAAUGACUGGUUGACCCUCAGAGUGACAUUCACUCAUCAGCAUUCAAGACUGUUGUGGGAUGCAUACUUAUGAAGGGCAGGGCUGGAGUCAAGAGUGG